Molecule: messenger RNA, 519 nt
Organism: Rubroshorea leprosula
Lineage: Eukaryota; Viridiplantae; Streptophyta; Magnoliopsida; Malvales; Dipterocarpaceae
Source: the annotation of a GenBank genome assembly
GUAAAUGAAUGAAUCUGAAAUCUGAAUUGAAUCAAUUAAAAAGAAACCAAACUGAGAGAGAAAUGGGAAUAGAAGAGGGAAGUAGGAAAGAAGGAAGAAACAGAGCCAGGGAAGAGGCACUACAAACUUACCCCAACACACUUUCUGACUUUCAUCACCACAAUGACCUCACCCUUCCUUCGGUGACCAAUCCACAACAUCUAGGGCACCUUUUAGCCAAACCAGGAACAUGGUCUGUGCCAACUCUGUCUAUUGAUGACACCUAUUUAGCUGCCACACCUCAACCUUCCUUCAGUGACCAAUCCACAACAUCUAUGGCACCAUUUAGCCAAACCAGGAACAUGGUCUGUGCCAACUCUGUCCAUGGAUGACCUAUUUAUGCUACAAAACUAAAAAGGGAUUCUGGUACAAAAAUGUACUAUCAAGUUCUCCCCUUGUACUGACAAAUUUGGAGUACAAUGGAAAAUCAAGAAUCCGGAUGUUUUAUUGGGUUGGAAUUAAUAGAACUGUACUACACCC